CUCCUGCAAUGUACAUAGCUCUUAACUUUUGACUGCCGAGAACUUCUGUCCUCUUUAUAUUGCUGGGCACGGUUUAAAAAUCAGAGUUGAUCCCUACACCACAACGGUAGAAACUGCUCAUGUAUUGGGCCAUCCAGUGAAAUAUUUUGGGUCCAUUGCAGAAUGCACAGCCUGUGGUGCUGCUGACCAAACCAAUACAUCCUGCAGCCUGCCUCCCUCUUGUCUUAAUUGCAACAAGGCUCACUCGGCUUAUUCUUACCAUUGCCAAGUUUACUUGACAGAACAAGAAAUCAGCUGUCUCAGAGAGGUUUUGGUUACACCAUGGCACUUUUGUCUGUCUCCAAGGGAGACUCCCACUAUUUUAUUCAAAGUCACUAAGAGGCCUCCAACCUCGAUGGUACCCAAUUCCCCAAUGUUCUGUGACCACGACUUCGUCACCUCUGCAUCUAACUUUGGCAGCCCUGAACUCAUUGCCUCGUACUCUCCUUGUCCUUGUCUUCGUCUUCUCGCUCUAGUAUUUCUACAUCUACAAGACCUCCCACAGCUACACCUUCCUUUUGCCACUACUCCAGUCUAAAACAUCCCCAAAGUUCAAAUCUCCUUGGACCCCUCCUUCACUUAUCCUUCCCAAACAUAUUUUUCUUUCUAGUCUGUGCCUAGUACUUCACCUAUUACUGUCUGUUAAUGGGUAUGGAGCUUCCUCCAACCUUCCUCACUCCUCAGAGUUUCCUACUCUCCCCUCCCAAGUUUCUUCCCAAUUUACCUCUAACUUCUCAUCCUUCCCCCUCCCCUAUCCUUCUUGGGUAACUUUCAUCAUCUCUGUCUUGACUCGCCCUCCCCUUUUAUCUCUGAUGUUGUACUGCCUGCAACUUCCUUGUCUGAAACACUUGAAGCUAUCUCUGAAUACAUUGAGGAAAUAAAACCAGUGAUGGACUCUAGUCCACUUCCCAUCACUCCUCCCUUUUCUAAACCAUCUAUACAGCUCCUGAUUUUGCAGUGUUCAAAUCCUUUGCUGCUUAUUAUUUUUCUGCUAUUUCCACAUACUUUACUAACCCACAUAGUCCUUAGACAUUGCUUCAUGUUACCAGUAUACUUCUCUUUACAAAUUGACUAUAGUGGAAUAUUUGAGGCCUUUGGGGUAAUUUGGGGUGAGCUUCGUGUGUUGCUCUCCCAGUUUUUACCUAAUUUGUCUGUUUACAAGAACCUAAACUAUGCUCUGCUGUUAUCCAUCCUGUCUUGGGCUAUAUUUUAUUGCAUUCAUCAGACAGUGAUCCUUUUCUUGAUGCAACUUUUAAUGACUGUGCACUUUUAUGCAUGGUGAACCACAAUCAGAUCUUCGUUUGUACUUUGCUUCAUUACUCUGCAGCCUGCAUCUACUUGAACAAGUGGUAUACAGUCUGCUCUUUAUCUUUUUCCUCGAGCAUAAUCCAUUUAGAUGUUGCACUUCUGGUUUCUUCCUUACUGUCACCUCUUGUUAACAGGUGAUUUAAAUACUCAUCAUUUCCUCUGGGGGAGGGGGGUCUCACUAACUCGCGAUCAGUUCGUCUUUUUUUCGCGUCUUCCCCUCGUUUAAAUACUGGUGCUUCCACCCAUUUUGACCCUUGCAUUCAGUAUCUCUCACACUUAUCUGUUUGCUCCUCAGCUGUGCUUAACUUUACCUGGUCUGUGCUCCCAGGUUUACACGAUUGCUAUAUUUAACUAUCCUUGCUUCCCUUUCGUAUUCUCGCUCUCCUCAAAGCCCAUGUUGGCAAUUUGAACAGGUGAAUUGGGACCUGUACUUGUCAAGCUGUGUUUAGUAAGAAACCUUUGUCUUCUGCUGAUGAACUGUUACAACCAUUUUUGACCGCUGAUUUUAACUACAGCGUCUCAUCUUAUCACUCGAACUUCGAGUAGGCACUCUCGGAAAUGGAUGCUUUGGUGGUCUCCCUGCUUGUGCUGGGAGAGCGGUUAAUAAAUUUAUUUUUUAUAUGUACAAGGUAUACAGGCCUAGCUGACACAUACUACUGUAUAGAAAGCUGCUUGUUAUGCAGAGCAUUUCAGGCAAAUUAGGUCUUUGUCCCAGAAUGCGACCUACACCAGUCGACUAACUCCCAGGUACCCAUUUUACUGAUGGGAACAUAGAAAACUGGUGGAAAGAAACAUACCCAAUGUUUCUACCCUCACUGGUAAUAGAACCCAGACCCUCAGUGUGAAGCGAGAGCUUUAGUCACUGGGCCAUGGGGCACUGACAACUUCAUCCAUGAAGUUAAAUGUGCUUGUUGGCAGGAUUUUUCUGUUACUUAGGCUUCCUGAGUGCAGCUUGGAAAUGGUACAAAAAUUGAGUGGCAAGUACAGUGGACCCCCGGUUUACGAUAUUAUUUCAUUCCAGAAGUAUGUUCAGGUGCCAGUACUGAACGAAUUUGUUCCCAUAAGGAAUAUUGUGAAUUAGAUUAGUCCAUUUCAGACCCCCAAACAUACACGUACAAACGCACUUACAUAAAUACACUUACAUAAUUGGUCGCAUUGGGAGCUGAUCGUAAAGCGGGAGUCCACUGUAUUCUCCAAACCCAGCUCCCAUUCUUUGGGUUGCUGGUGUUGGCAUUGCAAGCUGUCUUGAAGUUGCCACAGACUGAAAAUCUUGUCUAUAUCUCUCAGGGGCUCCAUCAAUGCCCCUCAAUUUUUUUUUUUUUUCUCUCUCCUUCUUUGCACGAGAAGAGUUACUGCCUUUACACUUCUAGCAGAGAUGAGUUUUGUGUGCAUUUUAUGCUUCUAGAACUGAAGUAAACACUUCACUUGCCAAUCGCCAGCAGCUGGAACUACUGGCAUUCAUGUUCACAUUCUUCAACAUUUACAUCAGUUGGCCCUUAGAGUCCUCUUACGUCAUUUUAAUCUUGUUUGGUCGCAAGGGGGUUCUUCCCCAACUGGAAAAUUGCCAUUGUUCUGCCUUUUCAUAAACCAGGUACUUUGGGCCAUGAUGCCUCACACUAUCUUCCCAUUGCUCUUACCAGUUCAGUUUAAUGGAAUGUCUAGUAAAUAGUCAUUUGGUAUGGUAUUAAGUCACUCUCCACUAGUCAGUUUGGCUUUAAUAAGGGCAGCUCAACUAUUGAUGCCUUACUCCACUUAAUUCCUGUGUUUGUAAUGCCUUUGCUAGUAACCACUCGGUUAUUUUAGUCUUUUUUGUUUUUUUAAGGCAUAUGACACUGGAGGUAUGACAUCUUGGCCCAAGCUCAUUUCUUAGGUCUCCGAGGCAAUCUGCCACUUUUCCUUAAAAACUUGAAAGUUCAGUGUUAAGGUUAAUAAUUUGCUUUCCUGGAUGUGUACUUUGCGCCAUUUUUUCUACUAGCUAUAAAUGAUCUGGCCUCUGUUCUCCCAUCUAAUAUUUGGUCAUCACUUUGUUGAUGACUGCUAUAGCUUGUGUCAGUGCUGGCUGCUGCCGCCUAAUAGCAGCCUCACUGGAAGAAUAUCAACCAUGUAUCCCAUUGGGCUACUGCUCAUGGGUUUAAAUUUUUUGGUGCUAAAACUUGCCAAACUACUUUUGCCAGACAUUUUAUUGUCUUGAUAUUCCAUUGUACUUGUAUGGCUCCUAUAUCCCUGACGGGCGAGAAAUUUGACCAAUGGUCAGAUUUCUCGGCCAUCUGUUUGAGCACUGGCUGUCCUGGAAACCUCUUAUUACUUCCCUGAAAGCAACUUGCCAUAGCUGGCUGAACCUCUUUAAAACUCUUGCUCAUCUUUCAUGGGGCAGAUUGUUGAGCUCUCCUUUGACUGCAUUUAGCCAUAAUUUUAUCAAAACUAGAUUAUGGUGACCAGAUCUAUUGUGCGACCUGCAACUCUUUCUAAACUUGAUCCCGUUCAUCAUCAGGCACUACGUCUGUCUAGGUGCUUUUUGCUCCUCACAUGUCGUGAGGCUAUAUGCAGAGGUGAAUGUUCCAUCCUUGAUGAUUGCCGUGAUGCUCACUGACUCCAUUAUUUUGUCCCCUCUCAUGACCUUCAUGAUCCUUCUACAUGCAGGACAGUAAUGGAUGUUAGUACAAGUUUAUUAUUUGUUUGCCACCCCCCUGUUUACUCCUUCCCUUUUCUCUUCAUCUUCACUUGCUCUUGACUUCUCUUUAGUUUCUCCCUUUGUUUAUAACUUUUCUCUUCCCCCAACAAUUCAUGUCUGUUCUUCCUCAUUGCCAUGCAUGAAAGCUCCAAUACCUACAGUUGCUUCUCGCUCCCUUUUUCUCAACCACUUCCGGUCUCAUUCUUAUGGUUCUAAAUCCUCUGAUGGCGUCGGGUUUGCAACAGUGAUCCCAGACAGCGUUGUGUGAAGUCGUUUAUUAGACUAGACUGCUAGCAUUUUUACAGCUGAACUGUACGUAAUUUUCAUUGCGAUUAUCCAUAUUGCAUCUAUGCCUACCUCAACGUUUGUAGUAAUCUCAGUCUCCUUUAGUGCUUUGAAAGCUAUUAAAACAUUUGAUUCUCCUCAUCCCCUAGUUCUUCAUAUAAAACUUUGGUUGUGCAGCAUUUCUAGCAAAAACAAAGAAAUCGUUUUCUUCUGGGUCCAUGGUCAUGUUGUUCAAGGCAAUGAGCAGGUGGACUUCUGCACGGUCAGCAGUAUAUGACCUUUCAGUCUCAGAGGUAUUCCAUUCUCAGAUUAUUUAGCUGUAAUCUCUGCCUUUGCAACUGUUGGCAACACCGUUGGUCUGAUAUGACUCGAAAGAAAUUAUAUUCCAUCAAGCCAAGUUUGUUUCUGACCUUAUCAAUGCUGAGAAUGGGAGACUGCGCUCUGUCUUAGCAUCGGGCACACCAGUCUUACUCAUGGGUAAUUUGUGGAGAGGCAGAGUCCCACUCUGAGAACUGUCAGGUUCCAAUUUCAGUUUCCCCUAUUCUGUUUGAUUGUCCUGUCUUUCAACGAGCACACAGAAUUUACCUCAUGUCAUCACCCCUCUAGCACCCUUACUUUAUCUUCCCUAAAUAACAAAAAGGCACAAUACCGUGACUGGAACAAUACACAAAUAACCCGCACAUAGAAGAGAGGAGCUUAUUUAUUUGUUUCCCCCCCCCCUCGGUGUUCUUGCUCAUACCCUCUGUGGGCACCUAGCUCCCUUGCAGUGCUUCUCCUUCUUAGUAUUUGACUGGCCCCUCCUUCUCUUACCAUCUCCCCACUACUACCUUCCACCUCUACUACUACUUCCUUCCAUCUCCACUAUUACUACCACCUCCUGCCUAUAUAUACCCAUCCUGCUCGCCUUUUCGUUAGUGUGACUUUGUAAAUGGUCCAAGUCGGACUGAAACGUCGUCGUAAGCCCCUCUCUUCUAUGUGCGGGUUAUUUGUGUAUUUAUCUUCCCCCCUUCCUGAUGGCCCCACCUUUGACACAGACUCCCUCUUUGACUUUUUGACAGCAACAGAUUUAUUACACAAACUUUGAUCAUAAUUUAGCUCUCCUCACAGUCCUUUCUAACUCUACCCUGUUAUCCUCUUCACCCCCGGCUACUCUGUUCAGCAACACCCCUUCUCCCCUGCCCUGCAGCACUGUAUGACCCUAGUGGUUUUGAUUAUAAUUUGCAUUUUUGCAAGAGGCUGCCAGGGUAUUUUUUCAAAAUGGUUGAUAUACCAAUGUGGAUAAAAUACUUUGACAUUUCUUCAACAUUCGUGAGCAGGUUCUAUGUAGUCGACAAUUUUAUCACACUAAUGCACAUAAUGAUACAAUGUGAAAAUAGUCCCUCUGGCAAAAUUUAAAUUUGGUUUUCAUGCUGGUGAUGUGACGCAACUUCCCAUAUAUUAUAUUUGUAACCCAGCCAAGCCGAGCGGUAGUGAUAUCAGGGUCGGCUUAUUUUGUUGGAUGCACCAUAGACAUGGUAAGUGGAUUGACUGGGUGUUAAUCUCCCUCAGUCUCCAGUCUAAGUUCAGUCAGCAUCACAAACUUACCCUCAAAUUUGUGUAAUAUCAUUGGCCAGAAAAUGAAUGUUGACCAGUGAGCUAAAUCUGUGAUGUGACGUAAAUCCGGUGACUUGCAUUUUAACAACAGCUAUUGUACACCUGUUCUUCUAUAGGGGGCCUUGAUCAGUGGUAUGUUGAAAUGAGCGCUCUAUGACCCUUGUGAAUUUAGCGCUUGGUUAUGAUUAUAAUAUAAUAAUGGAAUAUGAAGUAUAAUUACCUUUUCUGUUUUCAUAAUUCAAUUUUGAAGUGUGUGAACAUACUGGAGUACUCAUUUGUUCUAAUUUUUCAUAUUAAUAGCGUCCCUUUAAAGGGGAGGGGGAUCCUUGAUGGCAGUGAAGGGCUCUUGAUCCAAGGGAAACGUGGCUAUCCUCUCCUUAUAUCGAGCCUCCCUUAUUUAUUUGCCAUUUUCAAGGCACUACGUUCCCUAUAAGUUUAGCAGUCUCAUGAAUAUAACAGGAAUGUCUGCCUGUUUUUAAUGUCACGGGUAAAGCCACAAAAAAAAAAGAAAAAAUCCCACGCCUCAGAGGCCCCCUCAGUACAAUAAAGAUAAAUGGAGUAUAGGAUAUACUUUAUCAGCGAAUGUAGAAAUCACAGAUGGUAAAAAAUACACUUAAGUUAUAAUUAUCGUACCUUAAUAAGCCAUCUUGUGUUGAGCGCGUGAUGUGAUGUAGUGUGAGAGGUGACAUCAUACGAGUAGGUAGCAGACUGCGUACCCCUUAAGAGUCAGUCAGGAUGAGUGACUCACCCCCACGUGAAGCUUACUGCUGGGACGCUCUCAUCAGGCAGGUACUGGUAGCAGUGGUGGUAUCAGCAACAAUGCUACAAGUGGGGCUGGUGCUGGGCUGGCCAGCAGUUCUUCCUGACCUGCAAGCAGACAACUCUACCUCUUUCAAUCUCACCGACAACGACAUCAAGUGGCUGGUAUCUAGCAUCGGCCUGGCGGGGAUGCUUGGAAACCUAUCUGCUGGAUCGCUGAUGGAGGUUGUGGGUCCCAGACGACUGUUGACACUACUGCUGGUACCUGCUUCACUGUUCUGGUUGGUGCAGGCCUUCACACCCCUCCUUCCCGUGGUAUACAUGAGUCGCCUAGGCGGGGCACUACUCGCUAACGUCAUCACAACUAUCACCUGUCCCCUUCUAGCAGAGUUACUCGAGCCGGACUAUCGCGGCCUGUUCUGCUGCCUGCCGGAACUGAUGGUGUCCAUAGGCCUGCUUGUGGCCUACGUACAGGCUCAUCGCCUCUCCUGGCAACUAGCGACUGCUGUCUGUGCUGUACCUAUUUUGCCUCUCUGCUUAUUUACGCUGGCAGUUCCAGAGUCUCCGUUCUGGCUGGUGCGCCGAGGCCGUCUUCAGGAGGCUGACAUGUCCCUGCUAAUGCUUAGAGGACCCGAGAGACACAGCCAGAAAGAUGAGCUCCCGCACAUUCGCAGAAGCAUCGAGGAGCAUCCCCAGUCCACAGUCAAAGAUCAGAUGAAACAGCUUCGUAUGGUGCAGUACCUGCAGCCAGUAGCAGUACUAGUGGCUGUGUUCGUGCUGCGGGAGCUGGGAGGACAGUACGCCGUCUUCUCCUACACGGUUUACCUCUUCCACCACGCCGGACUCUACCUUAAUGCCUUUACCUGCACCAUCCUUGUGGGAGUCGCUCGUCUCAUUGCUACGUUCGUGUCUUCUGUACUGUUAGAUAGAAUCGGGCGACGACCGCUGCUCAUAAGUACCUCCAUCGUGAGCGCUGUCGCAGUGGCUUUCGGUGGUUUCUUUCUCCUGGUAGAUAUCCCAGGCUCUUCUUGGGUGCCGCUAGCUGCUGUUCUGGUGUUUGUUCUUGCUUACGGACUGGGUGUGGGUCCCAUACCGUGGGUCCUACUGGGAGAAUUUCUUCCUACGCCAGUUAGGUCCAUUGGAGCUUCUAUCACCACUUCCUUCUUUGCCUUAACUUUAUUUGUAGUUGGCUUCGUCUUCCCAGAGCUGAUGAGGGUGAUUGGCACAGGAGGAAGCCUCCUAAUUUUCGCCUUCUUCAACGUGGUCCUGGCGGCAGUGGUAUGGGCAUUCCUGCCAGAGACGGGGGGUCGAACCCUGCACCAGCUGCAAGAGGUGUUUACCACUAGGCCAGUUGCUCGCCCUCUGCUUGAUGUGGCUGCCAACACAGACUCGCAGGAAGAUUCACUUGACCAAUCUUCUCCUUGCAGCCCGUCUGCAUAAUACAGCGUUUUUUCUAACGUGUUUACGUAUCUCUGGUCACCUGAAGAUCCCCUUCUCUUCUAACUCUAGGUAAAACAGUUAAAUAUACCUAUACAAAUUCUUAGGUAAACUAUGGGAUAUUUUUCGUAAAUUUUAGCUGUCAUGUAGUAAAUGUGAUGCUAAAUAUUGGGUAUAAAAAUCUGCACACCAAUAAUUUAACUAUUUUAUCUGAGAUAGAAGGAAAAUGAGACGAAUUUUAGGUGUAAUCCUUCGUCUAUUUGUGAACGAUCUAUGUAGUGGGACUUUCCUGUAAAGUAACUCGUCCUUAUAAAGUUGGUUAAAUUUUGUUAGUAUUCUUCGUUGGUGGUGAAGAGUUUAUAUGCAGCCUUAACCCUCAAAUAUUUUAUAGGCUUUAAACCCUAUUAACCUAGUGAACCAAGAGCCUGUGUUAAGGCACCUCCUUAGAGAAAGUUUAUUGUUGUAAACACCAAAUCAGGUAACCAUUUGUAUUUUAGGAGAAAAUCUAGCUGGGGUAAACCAGCCGAUGCUUCACCAUUUAUUGGGUCAUCGUUUGACAUGCUCAUUGGAGAAGCCAAAUAUAGAUACUCAAAAAUCCAGGAAAAAAGGAAUUAAUGUAUAACUGUUAUGGAUUCCAACUCAUUAGAUUGCUCCUUCACGAUAAAGUUGAUAAGUUAAACCAAAAAGAGUACCCUGAAGACAAAUGUAGAAUAUAACUUUGGUGUCUGUCUAGCAUUAGGAAUAAUAUUAACAGGCAAGUAAAUAAUGAAACAAUUUUAUAAGAAUGUAGUUAGAAGCCUGAGCAGAUCUAUCGUCCACUAUGGUAACAUGAACGUAGAUCAGUAUGUUUAUGGAGCAACUUGCAAUGUGAAGAGAUUGAUGCUAGUCUUGGCUUAAGGUUCUGGCAGUUUGGCAGACGUAUGUAACGUAUGCGGCCAGCCUUUUGGUCACUACCUUUAACUCUAUUUGCUUUAUUAAUCACUUAUUAAGGAAUAUAGUAUAAUCUGUGAUAUGUCAAGAUAUUGUUGAAAAUAAGAUACCAGAUAUAUUAUGCAAAUUUCCCAAAUUUGCUUGCAACAAAUAAGUCAACACUAGAUAUAAAUCCAGAUGUGCUCCUGUUAACCCUCAUGGGACCUAGUUCCUAGGCCUUUUGUGUAUCCAUAUGCUCUUGUGCUACCGUCCACAGGAUUGAUAUGGAGUGCACAGUAAACUAGCCACUUCGGUGGUAAAAACAAAAUAAAAUCUAACAACCCCUUCCCCCACCCUCCUGGUCAGAAGACACUUGUGAAAUAGUACAAGUAUCUGCUGACGGGCGUCUUUUUUUCAGACUAUGAACCUUUCGAUGGUGAAGCACUCGCUGGCUGCUGGCUACCCUAGCUAGGCUUCCGCAACACCCGACCCCCCCCCCCCCUCCCCAUUUUAAACAAGAAGGAUCGCCCAAGAUGGUGUUGACGGCAGUAAAUUUCUCAAGGGAAAGUGCCUUGACACCGAUAAAAGGCUCAUGCUCCACCAAGUUAAUAGGGUUUAAAGUCUAUCGACUACCUGAGGGUCAUAUAAUCUGUUCACCACAGGUCAAGAAUACUUUACUCCCUAAAAUAGGGAUUAAGCCUGAAAUGAUUUCAGUGGCAUAGGGCUAUAUAGAACGAGAGGUGAUUGUCUGUGUAUCUAUCCUUGUGCCACUAAAGUUAGGUUAGGUUUAUCAGAAAACAGAACAAGUGUUUCCUGACGCGGGUCUUAGUCAUAUAUGAUAACCCGCAGCUGGAGCUUUUGGUCAUUUGACAGAGAGCUUCAGCUGGCUUAUCGGCCCACCCUUUCACAAAUUAUAGUUAUAAUUAUAACUAUUUAUUACUAAAGUUACCUUUUAAGUCAGUUAUUCCC
Messenger RNA from Cherax quadricarinatus, 9970 nucleotides. Its product is annotated as facilitated trehalose transporter Tret1. Gene Ontology annotation, cellular component: membrane. The record is from RefSeq and is a predicted model, not a curated record. Gene Ontology annotation, biological process: transmembrane transport. Gene Ontology annotation, molecular function: transmembrane transporter activity. NCBI's taxonomy places the organism in Eukaryota, Metazoa, Arthropoda, Malacostraca, Decapoda, Parastacidae.